GUCGAUUUCGUUGUUCUGUGUGUGCAGGUUCGAGAGCGAUCCAUCCCAGCCAACCGAGUGGGACGUGCUGUGAGACAGUGGAUAUUUGCGAUCUGCAGGAAUCACGAUGCGAGUGUUUUGAGAGGAAGAGAGAAAGAGAGAGAGAGAGAGAUACAUCACGCGUUCAGCAGCAGCAGCAGCCGCGGCGGCGGUGGUGGCUUCCACGCGCCUCGUAUAGUAUCCGAAGCGACGAUGAUACUUGGUCACGGUCCACCAACGUGAAGACUUGCACGGAAGAGAAGGAUGCUGAAAUAAUAGAGCGAGCGACAAAGCAGUCAGACGAUAGAUAUUCGAUUAGCGCUAUGGGGGCAUUUCUGGACACUCCGAAGACGGAGAAGUGCAACGAGCACGGCACCGGCAACGGCCUGCGUUACGCGGUCGCCAGCAUGCAGGGUUGGCGGAUAGAGAUGGAGGACGCUCACCGAGCCAUAACCGGUCUGGACGGUGGCCUCUCAGACUGGAGCUACUUCGCGGUGUUCGACGGCCACGCGGGUGCGUUAGUGUCGGCGCACAGCGCGGACAACCUGCUGGAGUGCAUCAUGCAGACGCAAGAGUUCAAGGCCGAGGACGUGAUCCAGGGCAUUCAUUCUGGCUUCCUGCGGCUCGACCAUCAGAUGAGAUUCCUGCCCGAGAUGAGCUCCGGUACGGACAAGUCCGGCUCCACCGCGGUCUGCGCGUUCAUAUCCCCGAAGAACAUCUUCAUCGCCAACUGCGGCGACUCGCGGGCGGUGCUCUGCAGAGCCGGGGCGCCGGUCUUCUGGACGCGCGAUCAUAAGCCCGUGGAACCCGCCGAGAAGGAGAGGAUCCAGAACGCGGGCGGCAGCGUCAUGAUCCAGAGAGUCAACGGCUCUCUGGCGGUGUCUCGGGCGUUGGGCGACUACGAGUACAAAAAUCUCGCGGACCGUGGCCCCUGCGAGCAGUUAGUGUCGCCGGAACCAGAAAUAUUUGUGCGAGACAGAGACGAUAAGCACGAUGAGUUUCUAGUUUUAGCGUGUGAUGGAAUAUGGGAUGUAAUGAACAACGAAGAUUUAUGUGAUUUUAUACAUUCAAGGCUACUGGUAACGGAUGAUUUGGAGGCAGUUACCAAUCUGGUUAUAGACACGUGUCUUUACAAGGGUAGUAAAGAUAAUAUGAGCAUAGUUUUGGUGACGUUUCCGGCUGCACCGAAACCAAGUCCUGAGGCACAGAGACAGGAAGCUGAGCUGGAAAUGGCGUUAGAAAGGAGGAUUAAAGAUAUAGUCGCUGCAGAGGAGGAUAAGAAUGAAUUCGAUUAUCUGAAAAUGCUUGAACUUCUUAGAGGAGGCGACCAAGACUUUCCUCAUUUGCCUCCUGGUGGAGGGCUUCAUUCAAAGCAGCCCUUCAUAGAAAAAGUGUUUCGGGAGGUAUGUCCCAGCAAAGCGGAUAGUAAAUCACAGAGCAGUUAAGUAUACACAAUACGUAUACAAUUUCGUACAUGUGAAAUUGCGAUAGACUGGCCAAUCCGAAAGUGAUGAAAAUGAAAAUGUCUGUCGUCAGGAGAAUCAUAAUGGAGUUGCUACGUUGAACAAAAACUGUGCGAUAUGGUAAUUGGAAAGAGUAAUUGGAUAGUUCUCGCAAUUAUAAAAUAUUAUUAUUACCAAAACGAUUUCGAGAUAACUUUGACGCCACAAUUUAACAAUUAUUUUCGGUGCAACAUGAUGCGGAGUCUCAAAUCGCGAUGACUUUUCAGUUUUGUCUACUGUUACGUUAUACAAGUACUAAAAAAACUAGUGAAACACACACUAAAUCAGAUCAAAGUUGGAUUACAAGAUUUAGAAUACGCAUCGUCAAUUUUUUAUCAUAAUAAUUUUUUUCAGUAAUUUAUUAAUUUUUUCAUAGUGCGAGGUCAGCUACGACGACCGACUGAGCGACUUUUAGCGAUUGAACGCCAAUUUACAAUGUACAAACAAUCUGUACAUAAAAAAAUGUAAUUUAAACAAAUGUAGUUGGACUUGCAAGUAUAUAUUAGUAUAGUUCAAUCGCUACAGAUACACCGUAUUUGAUAUUGCAAUACGUACGGCAACAAUAGUAGCAGAUAUAGUUUCCGCCAAUUUCUUGAUAUCUUUACCAAGCAUUAGUAGUCGACAAUGACCGACUGCACACAGGCUUUUAUCUUUUAUCGCGGUUUUCAUCAUCGCAAACACCUUCGCGGAAAGUGUCCCUGUACAUUGCGGCGUCAAAGCUAUCGGAAUAUUUUCACAAACUAUGUUACGUCACACUCGUCGUUGGUAAAAGAACACAUUGUACAAAGCAUUUUAUCCUCACCGAAACGGCGAGACGAGAUCGUUCAUUAUAUUUCAAGCGAGUCUGUGCUAUACGAAUAACCGAUAGUUGUAAGAACGGCGUGUCGUUGUGCGCCCAAUUACUUUUGGCUAUUAAAUUAGGGACCGAAUGCAUCGUACGUGAAGCUGAAUAAACUACUUCAGAGAAUCAUCGCAUCUUCUUUCUGCGAAUUGACACUUAUGUUUGAAACUUGUGCUCACAGUUGUCGAUUUUUCUUUCUUCUAUUUUUUCUUUUGUUCUCUUUUUGUUAAAUCACAUUUAAAUGUAUAUCGCGCCUCUUGUGCAGCUAAAACGAUUUUAUCGAGCUACGUAAUAAACCCUUUGCCUUUUACACAAAAACGAAAGAAAAUGCUCAUUUCUUGCUUCCUGUUGUGCAUUUUAGAACUUUUCUGUCUUAUGUACAUACGUAUGUGUGCACAUGUAUGUAUAGGAUAUAACACACCAAAGAGAUCGCACUUUUACAUAUUUAUUCCAAAAUAUCGAAGAAGAUACAAAAGAUCUAAAACGGUAUGUACCGUCAAUUGGUAUAUUUAAAAAGUAUGCUUUUUGUCGUUAAUAUUACUUAGACAUACGGAGUAAUAAUGAUAUAAAAAAGAAAACAAGAGAGAGAGAGAGAGAGAGAGAGAGAGAGAGAGAGAGAGAAAGAGAAAACAGGUCCUAUUUUACUCGAGGUAUCACAAUGUAUCUUUGUUCAGAUAAAACAUAGCCAUUUUACACAGUAAUAAGAUACAAAUUACAUAUAUACCAUUCGCACAUACGCACGCCGACACAUGCACGCGAUAAUUAUUUAACCUACUUGACAUAUCGUAUUUUUGUACAUUUCUAAAAAUGUGUGAUGCUCUCGAGUUGUUGCGUUUUACGACUGAAAUUCCUUUCGUCUUACACUCCAACUUAAGUAACGCUUUUUUUAAUAUCACACACAAACGGCAAUUAUAUUAAAUUAAUUAGAUAUGCAUCGUUAUGUAAAUGUGGUGAGACACGCGAUAGUUUCAGCAUUCCAAUAUCUCAUAGUUUGUUGUUGUCCGUUCGUAAAAUCACGUUUUACUACGUGUCACAAUGUAACAUGUUACAUUGCUCCGAAAAUUGGAUAUACACAUAGGAGAAAAUGAUGCGGUAUUAUAAAUAGAUGAACACACACAUAAUCUGUCUAUGUUACCUAUCUACAUUUCUUCUUCCCAUUUUAUCCCUACAUGUAUGCCUAAGAAGUAUCUGCGCUUAUAAAAAUCACGAAUGUGUGUUUACGGUACGAAUACAUUGCGUAAAAAGCAUCUUCUUAAUCACCAAAUAGAUUACGUUUGUGUGUAAACUUAGAUCGUGUGAAUGAAUAAUUAUCGACUACCUUCCUCCUGGCUUUCUCCGCGAUACUCUAGAAUAACCAGAAAUAAGUUAUUAUUUGCUUAUUUAAGAAACGUGAAAAAUUCGAUUCAACGCGAUGUACAAAAAUAAAACUAAAUUAUUACAAACUGACCGCGCACGAAAUAUUAUAUUCAAUUAAAAAGAGGGAAAAUCAUCUACGUACAAUAGUGUCUUAGUUUCUCACGGAUGACCAUAUAUUUCAAAAUACUGGUAAUCCUGCUCUCUCAUCUUGCUGUACUUAAUACAAUUGAAUCCAAUUAACGCGUAAUACUUGCCUCUCUUAUAUUAUUAAGUAUGAAACGUUUAAUAAAUCUUAUCUUUUUUUAUACUACAUGGUAGAAAAUAUACGCGAUACACAAUGUUUCUCCAUAUAUAGUUCCCGUGUUAAAAACAUUUCAGAAUUCAUUUAACAUAUCAAUUGAACUGCAUUAAUUUUCCCGAUAUUAUAUAGGAUUAAUACAUUAUUGCGAUCGGACUGUUUGUCGCCGAGCAAAAGAUCGUAAGAUAUUGGAUACAAUGAUCCCAUACAAUGAUAAUUACAAUAUCGAAAAGAUCUAAUUUCGAUAUUGGUUGCGCUCACUCUUUCUUUCCCUCCACACACACACACACACACACGCAUACACACACACAUACACACACCAAAUACAAGAUAUAUCAACGGCAAAUUUAACCCAGGGAAGCGUGUCUUGGCGCGUCCUUUUCGUGUAUAUACUUUAAUCAACGAAUGUACAAUAAUGUCCAGAGUGCAGUGAGCAUAGAAAAGGCAGUCAUUGCACAUAUUCGGUCGUAACAAGUUUUAUAGCUACGUGUUUUGCUAAUUAAUAUACACAUUCUGCUUCCGCAUACUAUUAAUAUAUCCGUCUCUCAUUGUAUCACGCAAUCUAAACUAUUACUCGUGGUGCGUCGAAAUAUAAAAUGUCCAUAAAUUCGUUAAACGACUAUGCUAUUUAUAUAUUUACUCUAAUCCUUCUUCUCUCUCGAUUUACUUUAUAAUUCAAUUAAGUUAGAUUAGUUUUAACGAAAUCUGUCACAGCGUAUAUUUGAACUACUUUGAAUGUCACGCAAGAAAGUCGCGUGUAUAUCCAUACUCUCUCCCUGCUACGCAAAUAUUAUCGUACGAAACGUAAAUACACCUCUUACACAUCA
Messenger RNA from Odontomachus brunneus, 4842 nucleotides. Its product is annotated as protein phosphatase 1A. Gene Ontology annotation, biological process: negative regulation of stress-activated MAPK cascade; protein dephosphorylation. Lineage: Eukaryota; Metazoa; Arthropoda; Insecta; Hymenoptera; Formicidae. Gene Ontology annotation, molecular function: manganese ion binding; magnesium ion binding; protein serine/threonine phosphatase activity. Gene Ontology annotation, cellular component: nucleus; cytosol. Bases 342 to 1463 code for a protein of 373 amino acids. The record is from RefSeq and is a predicted model, not a curated record. The transcript is spliced from 6 exons.